CAUUUCUCAGUUACCCACGAAGCCAGUUUCGUCUUUUACAUCUCGUGUAGCAACAAACCCACAUGGAAAUGGAGUCUGAGAUAGAACGAGGAGCCCAGAGCAAGCAGAAUCUAAUCAGUGAAAAUAACGGUGGUCUGGGCUGCUGUGGGUGGAUCCUUGUGAUUAUCUCUGCAUUUUUCUCCAUCUUGAUAUUUCCAAUCACCAUUUUCUUAAGCAUUAAGAUUGUGAAAGAGUAUGAGCGUGCUGUCAUAUUUAGACUGGGGAGGAUAACAGCCCGAAAAGCCAUAGGACCAGGAAUCUUCUUCAUCAUCCCCUGCACGGACUCGUUUGUUAAAGUGGAUCUUCGAACCAUCUCAUUUGACAUCCCUCCCCAGGAGAUCUUGACCAAAGACUCAGUGACAGUUUCUGUGGAUGGAGUUGUGUACUUCCGUGUAAACGACCCUGUUGCCUCAGUGGCAAACGUGUCUAAUGCAGAUUACUCCACUCGCCUGCUGGCCCAGACCACCCUGAGGAACGUCCUGGGCACCAAGAACCUGUCUGAGGUCCUUUCUGACCGAGAAGGCAUCUCCCAAAGCAUGCAGAUGAGUCUAGAUGAGGCCACAGAUUCGUGGGGAAUCAAAGUGGAGCGGGUGGAGAUUAAAGAUGUGAAACUGCCACAGCAGCUGCAGAGAGCAAUGGCAGCCGAGGCGGAGGCGUCCCGUGAGGCCAGAGCAAAGGUUAUUGCAGCAGAGGGUGAGAUGAACGCAUCCAGAGCUCUGAAAGAGGCAUCUCUAGUGAUCGCAGAGUCUCCAUCGGCCCUUCAGCUCAGAUACCUCCAAACCCUCAACGCCAUCGCAGCUGAGAAGAACUCCACCAUCAUCUUCCCUCUGCCCAUGGACGUCAUAAGCCACUUCAUGAAGAAAUGAUAGCUGAAAAAUUCAUAGUGUACAGAUGCUCGCAAGUUAUUCAUUUAGAAAUUGUGCAUGAUUUUCUUCUUUUUCAUCAUUUAUCUUUUCCGAGAAAGAGUGACAAGGUUUACAAAUGAUUUAUUUAUAAAAAAAAAAUACAAUAUCAUUAUCAUAUUUUACAACGUAUAUCAGUGUGUAACAACUUUCAUAUGCCAAAGAGUAUGCAUGAAAUUAAAUACACUACAACAAUAAGUAGAUUUUACAUUUCAGCUGUUCUUCACCUAACCAUAAACAACCGUUCAUUUAGAGACCAAAAAGAAACAUUAUAAUAGCAACAUUAGGAAUUAUGAACAUUUACUGCACUUAAAAAUUAAGAUUAGGUUUGCAUUAGAUUCAGUUAGUACUGUGGCUUCAGAAAGUAUGAUGUAUAGUGCACGUCACAUGGACUACUUUUUAGUGGUCAGUUAGAUCCCAGUGACUAGAAACUUUUGAACCCAGUUUCCAAAAGGAUUCAGAAUUAUUCACUUGGUUCAGUGAGUAGUGUUGGUUAAAUUACUCUAAAUAAAAAGAUAACAAUUUUUUUUUUUUACUAAUCUUCAACAGUGUAUUUGAAUACUAUCUUAAUCUCUCUAAAAUGUAUUGCAUUACUAAUUAUUACUAAAUACUUUCUUUACCUUGACCAGCUGAACAAUACAGGUAUAGUAAUUAAACUGCUCUUUUAAUUCGUUCAAAUAAAUGAU
This is a messenger RNA of Carassius carassius (crucian carp), 1627 nucleotides long. Its product is annotated as stomatin-like. The transcript is spliced from 7 exons. The coding region runs from base 63 to 905 and encodes 280 amino acids. Lineage: Eukaryota; Metazoa; Chordata; Actinopteri; Cypriniformes; Cyprinidae. The record is from RefSeq and is a predicted model, not a curated record. Gene Ontology annotation, cellular component: plasma membrane.